AUGCGCUACGCAACAUGGGCCACCCGCGGUGUCGUUGUCCUCUGCGGCAUGAUCUUCAUCCGCGACUACUACUUUGAUUUCCAGCAUGUCAAGGGCAGUUCCAUGGCUCCGAGUUUAAAUCCUCGGGCGCAUGAGGCCGGGGAAGAGGAUUCUGUGAUUAUGGUGGCGUGGCAUGCUGGGGUACGGGAAAGAGGACGGGGACGGGGUGGUGGUGAUGCGGGUAAUGGCAAGGCAGACGCUCACAGCGAUGGCAUCAAGAGGGGUGAUGUGGUGACAUUUUGGAAACCACAUCGGCCGACUGAGAUUAGUAUUAAGCGGGUUGUGGGGUUGCCGGGGGAUACGGUGUACCCUGUUCGCGGGUAUGCAGUGGACGACGGGGUGCAUGCUAGGAGGUUGGAGGGGUUGCCCGAUGGGCUGGUGGAUGAGGAUAGGGAUGCUGUGGGUGAGAGGGGGAAGGGAAAGGUGCUGGGUAAGGUGGUGGUGCCGUAUGGACACUUGUGGAUUGAGGGGGAUAAUUGGAGAAGCAGUCUUGACAGUAAUGAUUUUGGGCCGAUUAGUAAAGGGUUGGUGAUUGGGAAGGCCAGGUGGGUUUGGAGGGGGUGGUGGCCGUUUGGGGAGGUGCGGGAUGCGAGGGAGAUGAGUGAUAAGGGGAGGACGAAGAUGGUGGAGGGGAAGGCCGAGAUACCGGCUCGGUUUUUGGAUUGA
Messenger RNA from Plenodomus lingam JN3, 705 nucleotides. RefSeq lists its product as uncharacterized. The record is from RefSeq and is a predicted model, not a curated record. Gene Ontology annotation, molecular function: serine-type endopeptidase activity. NCBI's taxonomy places the organism in Eukaryota, Fungi, Ascomycota, Dothideomycetes, Pleosporales, Leptosphaeriaceae. Gene Ontology annotation, cellular component: mitochondrial inner membrane peptidase complex; membrane.